Sorex araneus (European shrew) is the source of this 3501-nucleotide messenger RNA. It is a transcript of the gene MRAS, whose product is annotated as muscle RAS oncogene homolog. Bases 140 to 766 code for a protein of 208 amino acids. NCBI's taxonomy places the organism in Eukaryota, Metazoa, Chordata, Mammalia, Eulipotyphla, Soricidae. The record is from RefSeq and is a predicted model, not a curated record. Gene Ontology annotation, cellular component: plasma membrane. The transcript is spliced from 6 exons. Gene Ontology annotation, molecular function: GTPase activity; GDP binding; GTP binding. Gene Ontology annotation, biological process: signal transduction.
GGCGGGGCGGCCGCGGGCCCGGCGCGCGCGAGCCUCAGUCUGCCCGGGGCCGGCGGGCGCGGCGCUGCCUCCUCCCGGGCGGCGGAGGGGAGGAGGCGGCCUGGGGGCGCGAGCCGAGCGGGUCUGACCUGCGGCCACUAUGGCCACCAGCGCCGUCCCCAGCGACAACCUCCCCACCUACAAGCUGGUGGUGGUGGGGGACGGGGGUGUGGGCAAGAGUGCCCUCACCAUCCAGUUUUUCCAGAAGAUCUUCGUGCCUGACUACGACCCCACCAUCGAAGACUCCUACCUGAAACACACAGAGAUUGACAAUCAGUGGGCCAUCUUGGACGUCCUGGACACGGCGGGCCAGGAGGAGUUCAGCGCCAUGCGGGAGCAGUACAUGCGCACGGGCGACGGCUUCCUCAUCGUCUUCUCCGUCACCGACAAGGCCAGCUUCGAGCACGUGGACCGCUUCCACCAGCUCAUCCUGCGCGUCAAGGACAGGGAGUCCUUCCCCAUGAUCCUCGUGGCCAACAAGGUGGAUCUGAUGCACCUGAGGAAGAUCACGAGGGAGCAAGGGAAGGAGAUGGCGACCAAACACAGUAUUCCCUACAUCGAGACCAGUGCCAAGGACCCGCCUCUGAAUGUGGACAAAGCCUUCCACGACCUGGUCCGGGUCAUCAGGCAACAGAUUCCGGAAAAGAGCCAGAAGAAGAAGAAGAAAGCCAAGUGGCGGGGCGACCGAGCCACCGGCACCCACAAACUGCAGUGCGUGAUUUUGUGACAGGCCCGAGGCCGGGCCGCAGGGACCGGGAACUGGCCGGGCCUCAGGAACCCGCGGCGGCCGGACCGCGCCGAGAACCUGGGGCCGGAAGGGGGAGCAGCGGGGGUGCGCGGGGCCUGGCUCGCCCUCGGGGCCUCCCCACCUCUCACGAGAGACAAGGAGGUGGGGGGUAAACCGAGGCGGCACCCAGGCCCUCCCUGUCUCGGGGGGGGGGGGCGCGGGCGGUCACAUUUCUGAACCGCGGGGCCCCGUGCGGGUCGUGUUCACCCUCACACAAACAAGCCAUGAACCACACACCCCCCUCCCCGCCACCCCCCUUCCCCAGCUUGGGUGUCUUUUAUAGAUUUUUAAAUUAUUUUAGUGAUUAUUAUUUUAUUAAAGGGACCUAGGCCCACUGCCUGGUGAGAUUCCGAGUCUCUAGCAAGUCCACUAUGAUGGCUUGUCUGGAGUGCUGCGGCUCCUUCUGACUCAGUUUCCCCAGCCGUGCCCAGAGCCAGUUCAAUGCAAAAAGUGGGGUGACCAAGAGCCCAGAAGUGAGUGGGACCUACCUGUGUGUGGCAGGACGGGUCGGGGGGAGGGAGGUUGCACACCCCACUCCCCGGUGAGUCGGGAGGGAGAGGCGUUACUCAGUGAGCGUGCUCCAGGUGCGGACGCCACCUUCAAGGCCCAGAUUUGUAUUUCGUUGCAAGGAAGUGCCCUCCUGAGGCGUUCCCAGAGACGGGCAAGGGUGGGCGGGGGUGGGCUUCCCCGUGGGCCGCGCUGGUUCCCCGGCGCGCGGGGGGCUGCGAGGAGUGCCCGUCUCUCCAUGUCCCGCCACCGUAGCCCGGGCCAGGGGUUGGCAGUGUCUUCAACAGCGGGACCCGGUCCCCUCUGCCCCCUCAGGCGCCGGCCCAGGCUCAGAGAGGUGACGGCUCGGGCACGGGCCUCGUGGACCUCAGCGGGGCCCCUCGCCAUGGAGGCCGGGGACAGGGGCUCGCCAUGUGGUACUCCUGGGGGCUGGGAGCUUCCCGUCAGAGUCGGGGUGCAGUGACCCCAGAGUGAGGCGUCAUGGCUGAGGACCUGACUUCCCACUGGCAGCCAGGCUAGGACAUUCCUCGCAGGUGGCCUGGGCACUGUUUGGAGAAGGAACCCCAGGGACGGGAUGGGAGAGUCCAGCCCAGCCUGGCAGGCAUGUGUGUGUGUGUGUCUGUGUGUGUGUGUGUGUGUGUGUGUGUGUCCGUCCCUGAGAGCUAAGAACAUUCCAGGUCAGGCACUUGAGAGCCGCCUGAGAGCCCCUCCUGUUAAUGAGCAUUUUAAACACCAUCAAGAUCAGGCUCAUUUCUGCCCUCAGGCACCCCUGAGGCGCCUGGAGCGCAGCAGACCUGGGAACAAAGGGGAGGAGGGGAAAGGAACGGGGAAGACGGAGCAGGGAAAGGAGAGGAGGAGGGGAAAAGGAAUGGGGAGGAUGGAGCAGGGAAAGGAGAGGAGGAGGGGAAAGGAACGGGGAGGACGGAGCAGGGAAAGGAGAGGAAGAGGGGAAGGGGACGGGGAGGACGGCGCAGGGAAAGGAGAGGAGGAAGGGAAGGGGAUGGGGAGGACGGAGCAGGGAAAGGAGAGGAGGGGAGCUAGGCAGAUGGGAGGAGGGAGACAGGCGGGUGUUGCAGGGAGGACUGGUGGGGAGGACGAGGAAUUGCAAUCAGCCCUGCAGCCUGUGCCGGCCCGCCCAGCACCACAGCCCUGCCCGCCUCGCCCCUGCAGCCCCCGUGGCAGGAAGCAGGAGGGUGUGUUGGCAGUUGACCUCGGGGCCCAGGGGCAGCGUCCUCUCUCCACCCCACAGAGCAGCGCCGCGGGCCACCCAGCCCCUCUCCUGCCGCCCUGCACUCAGCCCGCAUGAAGCCCCUGGGGGUGUCCCGCAGCUUGUCAGUGGCCAGCCCUGGACUCCAGGGCCCGCUGGCCACAGAGGUGAGCUAAGCUGUCCUUCCUAAAGGGUCACCUCCGUGGUACAGAGACCCGUGCCCAGACCCUCACGGGUCAGAGUUGCCUGCACGGGGGCGGGGGGGGGGGGCGGUAAUCCCAAGGCCACGUCUUUGCUGUGCACCCCCAUGGGGUCGGGCCGGGGGACCAGCUGGCCACACUGCUGCAUGACCAAGGGUCCCACUGGGACACGAGACCCUGGCGACUGCCUGGAGCACCCUCGGCACCCCCUGGAGCAUGCGCUUCCUGAACUCCCCCUCCCGCAGCCCCCUGCCACCGUGCGCAGGGGUGCCACGCCACCAUACAGAUCCUGGUGCCCCCCUACCCCCCAAGGCUGACAAACCUGCCAUGGUCUGCCCCACCGCGCCCCGGCCUGGGCCACGCCAAGCUCUUGCCCUGCCCCGUGCCGUGAGUCUUGCUGCAAAUAUCCCAACCUGUGAGUGUCCUGCCUGGGUCGUGUCUCCGUGUGGCCCUUGUGUGGCCCGUGUCACAAUAACACAUGGCAGCUCUAACCAGCGGCCCCUCGGGCAGGCCAGGCCGAACCCGGAGCCAGUGGCUCGCCAGUCGUGCACGGGAGGAGAAACUGCAUGUCGGGGUCCCUGAGGAGGCGCGAGGCCUGGACUCCCGCGCGGCCCCCGCCCCGGGUGGGGCUCCCCGCUCCUCUCACGCCCGUGGACAGCUGGCUGCCCGUGGCCAUGAAGCCGGCAGGCUGGAGCCUUUCCUGUACCUUUUUUCUGAAGUCUUUGUGGAUCUCAGUCAUUAAUAAAGAAAAGAAGACGCUC